AUGGCUAAGAAGGGAGGAAAGAAGAACAACAAGAAGGGCAACAAGCCCGCUGCCGUCGCCACCGCGGCCGUCGAGAAGGUCAAGGACGUUGUCACUCCCGACAACAACGUCGAGGACCAGUCCAAGACCGAACAGCCUGCUGUCGAGAAGACAGAGCCUGAGACUGCUCCUGAGGCUGCCCCCGAGACUGCUACCGAAACCGCGACUGAAAGCGCCGAGAAUGCGAAGGCUGAUACCAAGCCUGAGACCCCCGCGCCUGUCGCGACCGAGAGCCCCGCGGUGUCUGAGCUCAAGGAAUCCGUGAAGGACGAGUCGGCCCCUGCGAUUGAGAAGGAGUCAGUAGACGAGACUGUUGAGAAGGCGCAGGCCUCCAAGGCUGGCCAACUUGGCGAAUUGGAGGGUGGCGACGCCGCCGGCACUGGUAGGACACGUGUCAGUCAACUUGGGCAAUCUGAGCUAACCUCUUCAACAGCUGUCAUCCCCGAGAAGACCACCAAGGAGCCCGCGACUGGCGAAUCCCUGCCCGAGCGCCCCAAGACUUCUGAAUCAACCGCCCCUGUUGCGCCUGUCGUCGCGCCCGUUGCCGCGCCCGAGCCCAUCCCCGCCCCGGCCAUCGAGAGCGAUGCCGCACACGCGAAGCGUCCGUACGAGAAACCCAUCUUCAACAAUGAAGAGAACCUGAAGCCCACCAAAAUGCCCAAGACCGAGGAGGAGAAGCUCGUGGCCAGCGCUGCGGAGGACAAGAAGACCAUUGAGAACCUGGCCGGUGCUGGUCCUGCUUCGACUGCUGCGUACACUACCCCUGAGCCCGUACCUGUCAAGACUGAGGCCGAGAAGCCCGCCGAAGCCCCCAAGGUUGAAGCCCCGAAGGCUGAAGGGAAGGAAGUUGAAGCCCCCAAGGUUGAGGCUCCUAAGGCUGAAGAGAAGAAGGCCGAGAAGGUCGAAGCCCCCAAGGCCGAAGAGGCCCCCAAGGCUGCUGAGAAGAAGCCCGAGGAGAAGAUUCCUGUUGAGACCAAGGGCACUGCUCAGUCUGACAAGGCCUCAAACGCCAACCCCGACGCGGUCGCUGCCGCUAAUGCCGCCAUCACCUCCUCCAAGAACGACAAAGCCGCCCCAGCUGCUGCCGAAGAGCUCCAGAAGCCCGAGGCUGCACUGAAGCGUGGCGAGCAGCCCCUUCCCAAGACCGAGACUCCCACGGAGACCGAGCCUGAGGCCAAGGCUGAGGCCAAGGCUGAGACCAAGGCUGAGAACAAGGCUCAGACUUCGGAGGCGACCGAAGAGAAGGAAAAGAAGAAGAAGGAGAAGGGCGGAUUCCUCUCUUGGUUGAAGCGCAAGUUCAAAUGA
This is a messenger RNA of Penicillium salamii, 1344 nucleotides long. NCBI's taxonomy places the organism in Eukaryota, Fungi, Ascomycota, Eurotiomycetes, Eurotiales, Aspergillaceae. The record is from the annotation of a GenBank genome assembly.